UAUUAAUCCAAAAAAAUAUUUUUUACAAACUUGCACACAAAUUUUAUGUUUUUAUGGCUGUACAGAUUAAGUAGUGAAAGUGUGAUACGAGUGAGCAAAAACUCGCACAACCCUUCACUCGCGUGCGUCCUGUUAUCAAGUUAAUUAAAGAUUGCGCAUUUACUCUGUCACACGGCCGGAUUAUACACAACUGGCGCCUUGUACAGCUUCAUAGGGCCGCGUGUCAAGGGCUGUCUGGGCAGGAGCCGCGUGCGUCUAGCGGCUCCAUCAUGCUCAAACGUGGAGGGGUGCCCUUUCAGGGACCGGCUUACAAAAAGCAAACGACAAGAAGCCAAUUAUGGGACUUAAAUGUGGGGGAGGGACAUAUUGUAACGAUUUCCAUAAUUCUGUAUGCGAGAUGAUAAAAUGUUUAGGAAUAAGAAGUGGAGGAGAGAGAUACAAGCAUCAAACAAUCUCUCACGCAGGAAACACGCGCUUUGAAAACGAGAGAGGCCCCUUUUUGAAAGUGCUGAACACAUUGAAAUGCAGAGAGGCGGCCAGCCAACAGACUGCAGGGUCAAGUGACGAACGGAUUAUAUGCUUCUUCUUAAUAAUAUUAAUUAAACAAUUUGCAUGCUAAUAAGGUAACAAUUAUCGUGCCUCUCUGUUGAAAGAUUUAGGUUAUUACUACACGCCAUGCGGGUGCCACUGAGGGUCAGCGCGAGCGAGCGAGUGGUGAGAAAUUUCAACUCAAAUUAACAUUCUGGCAGCUGGAGAAAUUGGAUAAAUAAAGUGGAAUUAAUUCCCGGUAAUGGAGAAGGAGAGCAGGGAGAAGGAAAGGCUCGUGUCCUUUACAGAACUGAUUACCAUCCUGUAUUCAGAACCAUGCCUCUGUUUCACACGUGUACACACACACGCAUACACACAUUUUCCAAAGAAUAAACAGACAUGUAACUCCGUAGACACACUAAGAACGUAAAUAAUUUUUUUAGUCACAUUACUUUGAUACAUACUUGUUAUUCAAAAUGAUCGUUAACUUAUUAUUUUUCGAAAAUACCCAACAUUAUAGGCCUAUCACGUGCCUAUUAUCUAUAUAUAGUCUGUAAACGAAUCUUUAGAUAGGCCUACAAAACCUGCUAUACUGAUUUAAAAAAGCCUUCAUAUUUGCUUUCACGACCACAGAAAAUGAUAAUAACCUGCUUUACUCGAUCUAUAAAAAAGAUCAUGUCCCCGUGUUGAUAAUGCCAAUGAUAUAUUUAUUUUACGUCUCAUAAUCUUUGCACAAUGGAUUAAUAAAUCCUCCUACAGCCAACUCCCAUCUGUGAAUAUGAUCAGUAAAAGCAUAAUUGAUUACAUACACAGAAUGGCUUAAAUGUGACAGUGAUGAAUAGCAGAGGUGAACGAUGUUAACACAGUUUUCUGAACUCUGCACGCCAAUAAUCAAACAACUGCAAAAAAGUUAAAACAUUUUCUAGUAUUUUCUUUAUCAAACAUUUUUAUUACUGUCAGACUUGCUUGUCUUUUCAACUUUGUGGAGUUACGGGAAUUACUUAAAAUGAGUUUAUAUUCUCUAUGAGAAGCAAAGAUGAGCUUGUAGUUUUAAAUACAUCUUGACAGCUCGCAACAGGGUGGGCGAUAAUGCUUCGUGCGUUAGGAUCGCUCUAUUCGGCCACGAUGCCGUUGCGUAAUAGUAGGGCAUCAUUUUACGCAUUCACAGAGAGCCUGACAUUCAUUGAACAAGAUCAAAUAGGCGACUCUGACAACAACGCGUCCCAACAACCAAACGUCCAAAGCGCAAAUGUGGUCAUAUGAUCAAAAUAAGCCAUUGAAACAGCACUGUGUGUUUGUGUAGAAUUUGGUCAGGAAUCAAUCAAUCUGCCGGUUUCGCCUCCUCCCUCCAGUUGUGAUGUCUCGUGUCGUGUUGUGACAGCGCCGGUAUUGUUUAUUGAGGUAGAUGUCAGGUAUAAUUAGCAAUCGAUAUGGAAAACGUUUUGUGUCGUGUGCCUGACGUCACCGACGAGCGACGUUCCCCAUUGGUGGCGAAUUCCCCAGCGCGAGAGCUGGUUAUUUGGACAAGGGGAGAGUUGAUGUUUACAAAGUAGGAGAGAGCAAAAAACCUAUACGCCUCACUCGGUCUCUUUACUUCUCGUUCGGGAGCGCAAAGCAUGUGCACUCUCACCGCUCCACGGCUGCCGCGUGCGCUCUGAGUUGGAGCUUGUUGCCAGACGCGCUUCCCUGAUCCGGAGAUACAAUGAUGGACAGUCGGAUCCUCGAGCAUCCUCAUGCCCAGUUUGGAGGCUCUUUGGGAGGCAUGGUUGGAAUGGGUUUUCCUUACCACCUCGCCCAUCACCAUGUUUACGAUCUUUCCGGACACCAGCUACAGGCGGCCGCUAUGCCCUUUUCCAUAGACGGAUUACUUAACGGAUCGUGCUCGGCGUCUGUUGCAAACUCAAACCCGUUGCUCGGAUCUGGUUGUCGCGUUAACGGGGAUAGUCAAUAUAAACUCAGCGACUCUGUGGUCCUAGAUGCCGGAGACCCCGACAAGGAAAGCCCUGGUUGUAAAAGAAGGCGAACGCGUACAAAUUUUACGGGCUGGCAGCUGGAGGAACUAGAGAAAGCGUUCAACGAAAGCCAUUAUCCGGACGUGUUCAUGCGCGAGGCUCUCGCGCUACGUCUAGACCUUGUUGAGUCACGUGUUCAGGUGUGGUUCCAAAACCGACGAGCAAAAUGGCGCAAAAAGGAGAACACCAAAAAAGGCCCCGGUCGACCAGCGCACAACUCUCAACCGACCACAUGCAGCGGCGAACCGAUGGACCCAGAGGAAAUUGCACGACGGGAGUUGGAGCGCUUGGAUAAGAAGAGGCGCAAACAGGAACGCAAACUGCUCAAGUCCCAGAACAAGCUUUUAGCAGGUGAGCUCUUUCAUACGCCCGGAUCUGACAGCGAUAGCGGAGUAUCGCAGAGCACAGACAGCGAAUCAACUCAGUUCUGCGGAACCCAGGCCAGCGCGCACCGACAGCCAACAGAACAUACCUGUGACCAAAUACGGCACCAAAGAUCCCCCGGUCCAGAGUCAGCUGAGCCUAUAGACUCCACACGGAACUCUGCCCUGUGUCGUUCCAGUGGCAACACACGGGCCUCCACGCUUCAGAAACUCAGCCCGUUUAGUGUGGAAAGUUUACUAGCCGACUCCAGUCCCCGGAGGAAAACCCUUCUGGAUUUUUCUCAGUUGCCGCCGCAGCGAUCGCUGAUCGGUAAAGGCCAUUUCCUUCUGUAUCCUAUUACUCAACCGUUGGGUUUCAUCGUACCACAGACAGCGAUGAAAACGAAUCAGGAAUCAGGAAACAACUGUUCUACCAUAGACAUCUCAAACCUAGACCAGCACGGGUCUGGACAAGUUAUAAAAGACAACAAUCACCUGCGUAAAGACGCAAGUGGGGAGGGGCUCACAGACGGCGAGUUGCAAAGAGAAAGUCAAAACUCUCCAAUGCAAACGACUUGUUUAGCUGUGUCGAAUUCACCCCAAAAGGAGUUUGCAAACGAAUCCGAAUCCACUGUCACGAACUGUGCCCAGAAAGAAAGCACCUCGCCCGAUCUGUCCGAAAGUUCGGACGCCAAAACGUGCAGUUCCGCGGACACAAAAACCGACGGAGAGGACGUUGACAUGGACUGACAUUUAACAAGUGGAGCCAAGUUGACCUGUCACAAACCCAAAGCUGAUCAUGACACGUUUUUGUACACAACACUGUUUGAAUUAGUUUUUAUACUUUUCAGAAAUGGAUAUUCUUUAUUCAAGUCGACUUUUUUAUUUUGGCUUUAAUGUCUGUUUCCAAUUCAGCAACAAUGCUUACUUGAUGGAACAAGUUGGCCCAUGAGCAGGAUACAAAAACAACACAAAUCCUCAAACGCUGUAUAAAUGAUAAAGUAUCGAAGAUAUUUAUAUAUGUAACAUUUUGAUAAGUAAUAAUAAUAAAAAAAAACAUUGUGAAAGAAAGAUCUUUUAU
Molecule: messenger RNA, 3983 nt
Organism: Triplophysa dalaica
Lineage: Eukaryota; Metazoa; Chordata; Actinopteri; Cypriniformes; Nemacheilidae
Gene: uncx4.1
Product: Unc4.1 homeobox (C. elegans)
Exons: 3
Coding region: 2231-3652 (473 amino acids)
Biological process (GO): regulation of DNA-templated transcription
Molecular function (GO): sequence-specific double-stranded DNA binding; DNA-binding transcription factor activity, RNA polymerase II-specific
Source: RefSeq, a predicted model, not a curated record